Messenger RNA from Photinus pyralis (common eastern firefly), 1320 nucleotides. Its product is annotated as antichymotrypsin-2-like. Gene Ontology annotation, molecular function: serine-type endopeptidase inhibitor activity. The coding region runs from base 95 to 1279 and encodes 394 amino acids. The transcript has 4 exons. Lineage: Eukaryota; Metazoa; Arthropoda; Insecta; Coleoptera; Lampyridae. The record is from RefSeq and is a predicted model, not a curated record.
AUGGCCAACCUUUCAUACGACAAGCCCUCCAUAUAUAGGUGUAAGAUCUUGCGAGGUUGUAACAGUGUUUGUGGAAACCAGUACAAGGAUCAGAAUGAAACUGUUUGUUUCUUGUGUUGCGUUCUGUAUGAUACAGUGGGUGUCCUCAGAGAACUCUCCGCUCUUUCAACAAUUUGCUACUGGUAGUGUUCAAUUUACAGCAGAUGUCUACAAGCAAUUGAAAGAAAUUAACAAUGGGGACAAUUUUCUGGUUUGCCCACUCUCCGCCCUCAUCAUUUUAGGCUUGACCCAAACCGCCGCCCGAGGACUUACCGCUCAACAACUCUCGAAUGGGUUACAUCUCCCUGAAGAUCGGAAAACCGUCGAGCAAACCUUCCAACAGCUCCUGCCGACUCUAAAAGGGAACGACAAGUAUACCCUUACCAGCGCGAACAAAAUUUACGUCAAGAACGGCUACAAGAUCAAAGAAGAGUACAAGAACCUCGCUCAGAAUUCCUUCGGGGCCGAAAUUCAAAACAUAAACUUUGAGGAAAGGACAGCGGCGGCCGCCGAAAUAAAUGGCUGGGUGGCCUCCAAAAGCGAAAACAAAAUACGCGACCUAAUCGAUCCUUUAAAAUUGAGUAAAAGCAGCCUCCUAGUGCUAAUCAACGCGCUCUACUUUAAGGGUAGUUGGGUUUAUCCAUUCUACGAAGGAGCCACCCGGAAGCAGAAUUUCUUUACCAAAUCCGACAACCACAUCGAAAUUGACAUGAUGGAUAACACUGAAUAUUUCAAGUACCACUCGUCGUCGAAUUUAGACGCGCAGUUUUUGGAAAUACCUUACAAAGGCGGCGACGUUUCGAUGGUCGUAGUACUACCUAACCAAGCAGAAGGGCUGUCCGCUUUGGAAAACAGCAUCGAAGCCGUUUUGAAUACCAAACUGGACUGGAACGUCGAGGUUCAUCUUCAGUUACCUAAAUUCAAACGAGAGACAAAGGUGGAAUUGACCAAGAUCCUUCAAAAUCUAGGGAUAACGGACGCGUUCGAAGAUUGGGCCGACUUCAGCGGAUUCGCUGAACCCGGUCAGCAGUCCAUCAAAAUCAGCGACGUCGUACAGAAGUCAGUUAUCGAGGUAGACGAAAAGGGUACCGUUGCAGCCGCAGCAACCGCUGUUCUAACCAUGGACACCAUGUCCUUUAUAGAAAAGCCUCCUCCGAAGGAGUUCAUUGCUGAUCAUCCGUUUAUUUACUUCAUCAAGUCGCCUGCUGGUGUUAUGUUUAUCGGUCGCUAUGUUAAAUAAUGAGUAUGUGAUUAUAAAUUGUAAUAAACAACUCGAGAUUA